Messenger RNA from Anolis sagrei ordinatus, 13937 nucleotides. It is a transcript of the gene NAV2, whose product is annotated as neuron navigator 2. The record is from RefSeq and is a predicted model, not a curated record. Gene Ontology annotation, molecular function: ATP hydrolysis activity; protein binding; ATP binding. Lineage: Eukaryota; Metazoa; Chordata; Lepidosauria; Squamata; Anolidae. Gene Ontology annotation, biological process: neurogenesis; nervous system development.
CCGACAUCGUUUUUCCUGUUCACAGAUACUGAGAUUAAGGAGCUUGGCUUCUCUGAGGCUUGUAUCCAAGGGCAUCGGCUGUUAGCAUACUGAGCUACAUCUGCUUCUUGGCUAAGACCGAAGAAAGACAUCUUAAGCCUGGAAAUCCUGCCUGUGCUUUCUCUCUAGCACGCUUGCACACAUACACUCACACACCCCACAAGAAGCAUAUGCUGCAGCAGGUUCUUCUUCCGUUUACAUACUGAUAGUCUGCAUCACUUUCUUAGUUCGGGUGACAAGAUAAUGAAGUAAAAGUCUCCCUGCCUCCAAAGAAGAGAAAUUGCAGGAAUCAGCUACUGCAAGUUAAACAGCAAUAGCAGGAAAGAAGAAGGAAGAGGAGGUGGUGGAGACGGAGAAGGAGGAAGAAGGAAUGAAGGAUACUGACUGAGAAAUAAGAAACAGGUGGACGGCUGUGACACCAUUUAAAGAGAAGGCUUUCUUCUGCCUUUUCCUGAAGAUUUUCCUAUUUGUUCAUUCAUUCAUCAUUUGGGAGUGAAAUUCAGCAAGACCAGCUUGCCUGCAAUCUCCUUUCCUGGUUGCUACUGCUGCUGCUUGCUGUCAGUCCUGUUGCUCUUGCAGAAAGAAACCUGUUAAUAAAGCGGAGAAGAGGAAAAAAUGCCAGCCAUUCUGGUAGCCUCCAAAAUGAAAUCCGGACUACCAAAACCUGUCCACAGUGCUAGUCCUAUUGUUCAUAUCCCAGCAACCAGGACCAUCCCACAGCCCUGUUACCUGAAGUUUGGGAACAAGGUGGAGGUGAACAAAUCCUCCUAUUCCAGCCAAAUCCCUCUCAAAUCCCACCAUGGCCAUGAGAAUGCUGGAGAUGUCUUCCCUACAAAGAAGAGUGACUCCAUAGAAAAUGGCUUUGACACACAGAUUUAUACAGAUUGGGCCAAUCACUAUUUAGCAAAAUCCGGCCACAAACGCUUGAUAAAGGACUUGCAGCAAGAUGUAACCGAUGGUGUUCUCCUGGCAGAAAUCAUCCAGGUUGUAGCAAAUGAAAAAAUAGAAGACAUCAAUGGCUGUCCAAAGAAUAGAUCUCAAAUGAUUGAAAACAUAGACGCGUGCCUGAGUUUCUUGGCUGCCAAAGGAAUAAACAUACAGGGACUGUCUGCUGAAGAAAUCAGGAAUGGGAAUUUAAAGGCCAUCUUAGGCCUUUUCUUCAGUCUAUCACGGUACAAGCAACAGCAGCAACAGCCUCUGAAACAGCAUUCACAACACCACCCAUCUCAGCCACCCCCCACAUCUCCCCAGCACGUAGGGUCUCCAUCUCAUUGCCAGGUUGGACUCCAAGAACAGCAACUGCAACAACCACACCAGCAGCAGCAGUCCCAGCAACCAAUGCCAGCUUCACCCCAGAUCCAGUGCCAACAACCUCAGCAACCGCCACACCUUCAGCUAAAAGCACAACCAGAAAUGCAGUCCAGUGCAUCACCCAGGGACUCAUCUCAAAGCAAAAUCAUCCGAUUCACUCUCGGUCAGAAAAAGACUUCUAGACUUCCAGGUCCAACCACAAGGGUUUCAGCUGCAGGCAGCGAAGCAAAAACCCGUGGUCCAAUUAGUGCCAACAACCGGCGCAGCCAGAGCUUUAACAACUACGACAAAUCCAAACCCACAAGUCCACCAUCCCUUCUAUCAAACAGCAAUGAGAAAGAGCCAGCAGACAGCUUAGCCUCACAGCCCACAGGGAUGAAUGAAAAUGUACCAUCUUCAGUCCAAAGCAUCAGCAGCCCCAGUACUGCUAGUUGCAAUAGCUCUUCUGCAAUCCCCCAGCCCAACUCCGCUGUCAAACCCUGGCGCAGCAAGUCCUUGAGUGCGAAGCACACUGCCACUUCUUCCACAUUAACAGUAAAGCAGCAGGUUCAAGAGUCUCCAAAACCCUCUCCAGAGAUGGUCAAAACAACUCCCAAUGGUCAGAAAUCUAUGCUUGAGAAGCUGAAACUAUUCAAUACAAAAGGUGGAUCCAAAGCAGGAGGGCCAUCCCUUGAAUGCCCAGUAUCUCGGGACACUAGUUGUGAAAGACUAGAAGCCCUCCCAAGCUUUGAAGAAAGUGAGGAAAUAGAUGCUGCAAAUCGGAAUGUGAACAAUCCAGGACCAACCUCUAAUAGUCCCAAAAUUGCACUUAAGGGAAUUGCACAAAGAACAUUUAGCCGGGCACUGACCAAUAAAAAGAGUUCCCCAAAGGGCAAUGAGAAAGAAAGAGAGAAGCAGAAGGAUAAAGAAAAGGACAAAAACAAAGAUGCUGCAAAGAGAACCUCUGUAACGGAAAGAGCCGACCUGAAAGAGGAGCUGAAAGAAGAACAGAUCCCACCAGCUACCACAGAGAUGCCAAAAAAAUCCUCCAAGAUUGCGAGCUUUAUUCCCAAAGGAGGAAAGCUAAACAGCACCAAGAAGGAGGCACCUGCCCCUUCCCACAGUGGAAUACCAAAACCAGGGAUGAAAAACACCACAGGGAAAUCCACAAGUGCCCCAAACUGCUCCGGAAAAGAAGGCGAGAGAAGCCGCAGUGGGAAGCCUGCCUCGGGCCUCUCUCAUCAGAAGACCCAGCUAGACGGGAGGAAUUCAAGUUCCACGUCAAGCUUGGCCUCUUCUGAAGGCAGGGGAAUAGGAGGGGCAUCUGCUCUGAGCACUAGCAACAGCACUCAGGCUGUCAAUGGGCCAACAAGCAGUAUGACCCAGACCACAGGAAGCAAUACUGUGAGUGUUCAGCUACCUCAUCCGCAACAGCAAUACAGCCACCCAAACACUGCCACAGUAGCACCCUUUAUGUACAGAUCCCAGACAGACAAUGAAGGAAAUGUGACGGCUGAGCCCAGCACAGGAGGAGUGAGCACAAGCAUGGAUUCUGCUCCUUACACUAAAACUGGACAGCCUAUUCUAGAAGAUCUUUCUGGGGAAGAUCCUGAAACCCGCCGAUUACGAACUGUCAAAAAUAUAGCUGAUCUCCGACAAAACCUAGAGGAGACCAUGUCUAGCCUACGAGGAACCCAGGUCUCUCACAGCACACUGGAGACCACUUUUGAUACCAAUGUCACCACGGAAAUAAGUGGACGUAGUAUUCUCAGUUUGACAGGAAGGCCAACACCUUUAUCUUGGAGACUUGGGCAGUCGAGUCCCCGACUUCAAGCAGGUGAUGCUCCCUCAGUCGGCAAUGGAUAUCCUCCAAGAGCCAAUGCCAGCCGGUUUAUCAAUGCAGAAUCAGGGCGUUACAUGUAUUCAGCACCUUUGAGAAGACAGCUGGCAUCUCGGGGCAGUAAUGUUUGCCACAUGGAUAUCUCAGAAAAAGGCGGCGAGGAAAUAGAUCUUGAAGGCAUCAACAUGGAUGCUCCCGGUUAUAUGAGUGAUGGAGAUGUCCUGGGGAAAAAUAUAAGGACUGAUGAUGUUACAAGUGGGUAUAUGACUGAUGGUGGAUUGGGUCUUUAUACUCGAAGGUUAAACAGACUUCCUGAUGGGAUGGCUGCUGUACGGGAAACUCUGCAACGCAAUACCUCACUGGGUCUGGGUGAUGCUGACAGCUGGGAUGACAGCAGUUCUGUCAGCAGUGGGAUUAGCGACACCAUAGAUAAUCUCAGCACUGAUGACAUUAACACCAGCUCCUCGAUCAGCUCCUAUGCGAACACACCUGCAUCCUCCCGUAAGAACCUAGAUUCCCAGACUGAUGCUGAAAAGCAUUCCCAAGUGGAGCGGAAUUCUUUGUGGUCUGGUGAUGAAAUCAAAAAAUCAGACGGAGGCUCAGACAGUGGCGUAAAAAUGGAGCCGGGAUCAAAAUGGAGAAGAAAUCCAUCUGAUGUGUCUGAUGAAUCGGAUAAAAGCACUUCUGGGAGGAAGAACACAGUUAUUUCGCAGACGGGUUCCUGGAGACGAGGCAUGUCGGCUCAGGUUGGCAUUACCUCGCCAAGGACAAAAACAGCAGCCACUUCAGGAACUUUGAAGACACCUGGAACAGGGAAAACCGAUGAUGCCAAGGUAUCCGAAAAGGGUAGAAUUUCUCCCAAAUCUGGACACAUUAAACGUUCUCCAUCAGAUGCUGGACGUAGCAGUGGUGACGAAUCAAAAAAACCUUCCACCAACUCUAGGACAGCUGUUGCUAAUACAAAUGCGUUUGGAUUUAAGAAACAGAGUGGGUCAACUGUAGGCAUGACUAUGAUAACAGCUAGUGGGGCAACAAUCACGAGUAGAUCUGCCACACUGGGGAAAAUCCCUAAAUCAUCUGGACUCUUGGGCAGGUCCACUGGUCGGAAGACUAGUGUUGAUGGCUCACAGAAUCAGGAUGAUGGUUACUUAGCAAUUAGUACCCGAACCAAUCUUCAAUACCGGAGUUUACCCAGACCCAGCAAAUCCAGCAGCAGAAGUGGAGCUGGCAAUAGAUCUAGUACCAGCAGCAUAGACUCCAACAUAAGCAGCAAGUCUGCAGGCUUACCUGUUCCUAAAAUGAGAGAACCAACUAAAAUUACCCUUGGGAGCUCUCUGCCAGGAUUAGUCAACCAAACAGAUAAAGAGAAAGGGAUCUCGUCAGACAAUGAAAGUGUCAUCUCCUGUAAUUCUGUUAAAAUGAACCCAGCAUCUCAAACACCUUCUAGUGCUGGCCAGACAGCUCACCAGCAAGGAGUCAAAUACCCAGAUGUGGCUUCCCCCACUUUGCGUAGACUUUUUGGUGGCAAGCCUAAUAAACAAGCUCCCAUCACAACAGCUGAAAGCAUGAAAAAUUCUGUGGUCAUCUCCAAUCCACAUGCGACCAUGAGCCAACAGGGGAACCCAGAUUCUCCUUCUGGUAGUGGCAUUCUGAGCAGCGGUGGUAGUAGUCCUCUUUAUAGUAAAAAUGCAGACAUGAACCAAUCUCCAUUAGCAUCUAGUCCCAGUUCAGCUCAUUCAGCUCCUUCCAACAGUUUAACCUGGGGGACUAAUCCCAGUAGUUCUUCUGCUGUUAGCAAAGAAGGGAUUGGAUACCAAUCUGUCAGCAGCCUGCACACCAGUUGUGAAUCCAUUGAUAUCUCUCUAAGCAGUGGAGGUGGGCUGAGUCACAACUCUUCCACUGGUUUGAUUGCAGCUGCCAAAGAUGAUUCAUUGACACCUUUCGUUAGAACCAACAGUGUUAAGACAACAUUGUCUGAAAGCCCUCUCUCUUCCCCUGCUGCUAGUCCCAAAUUCUGCAGAAAUACUUUACCCAGAAGACAGGACAGCGACCCACAUCUUGAUAGGAACACUUUGCCUAAGAAAGGACUCAGGUAUACUCCAUCAUCUCAACUUCGUAAUCAAGAGGAAGCAAAAGAAUGGCUUCGUUCACACUCUGCUGGAGGACUUCAAGAUACAGUUGUCAAUUCCCCAUUUUCUUCUGGCUCUAGCAUUACAUCACCUUCUGGGACCAGAUUUAACUUUUCCCAACUUGCAAGCCCCACCACAGCAGCCCAGAUGAGCUUGUCGAACCCAACCAUGCUCCGGACACACAGCCUCUCUAAUCCAGAUGGCCCUUAUGAUCCUUACAGUGAUUCCCGGUUCCGGAACAGCUCAAUGUCCCUGGAUGAAAAGAGCAGGACAAUGAGCCGUUCUGGGUCAUUCCGGGAUGGCUUUGAAGAGGGUAAGUGGAAAUCUUGUUCAAAGACCAUUUUUGGGUAUGUUUUGUAUAAUGCUCCCAUUUAUUUCAGCUUACUUCUUGGUACUUCUGCAAGAUUUGUUUUGAUGCAUGGCUCCUCUCUUUCAUUGGUUUCGAGUACAUCAUCUAUUUAUUCAACGCCUGAAGAAAAAUGUCAAUCAGAGAUCCGCAAGUUGAGGAGGGAGUUGGAUGCGUCCCAGGAAAAAGUCUCGGCUCUGACAACACAAUUGACUGCCAAUGCUCACCUUGUGGCAGCUUUUGAACAGAGUCUGGGGAACAUGACCAUUAGACUGCAAAGCCUUACUAUGACUGCAGAACAGAAGGAUUCAGAACUGAAUGAGUUAAGAAAAACGAUUGAGCUACUGAAGAAGCAAAAUGCUGCUGCUCAGGCUGCCAUUAAUGGAGUAAUUAACACACCUGAGCUUGCCUGCAAAGGAGGUGGGACUUCCCAAACCACUGAUCUGCGGAUCCGAAGACAGCACUCUUCUGACAGCGUCUCUAGCAUUAACAGUGCUACUAGCCAUUCUAGUGUGGGAAGCAACAUAGAAUGUGAUUCUAAGAAAAAGAAGAGAAAGAACUGGGUUAAUGAGUUGCGCAGUUCUUUCAAACAAGCUUUUGGCAAAAAGAAGUCUCCUAAAUCAGCAUCGUCUCAUUCUGACAUCGAGGAGAUGACAGAUUAUUCACUGCCUUCAUCACCAAAACUGCCUCACAAUGGCUCUGUUGUGUCUACACCAUUAUUGAGAACCUCACAUUCCAAUUCUCUGAUUGCAGAUUGCAUUGACAGUGAAGCAGAAACAGUCAUGCAGCUGCGAAAUGAGCUCAGAGACAAGGAGAUGAAGCUGACUGAUAUCCGUCUGGAGGCUCUGAGCUCCGCCCACCAACUCGACCAGCUUCGGGAAGCUAUGAACAGAAUGCAGAGUGAAAUUGAGAAACUAAAAGCAGAAAAUGAUCGGCUGAAGUCUGAAAAUCAAGGAAGCUGUAGCAGGGCCCAGUCUCAGGUUUCCAUUUCAUCCUCUCCACGGCAAUCUAUGGGUCUCUCUCAGCACAGUCUGAACCUCACAGAGUCAGCUAGUCUUGAUAUGCUCCUGGAUGACUCCAGUGAUGUCCCUUCUCGGAAAGAAGGUGGCAGGCAUGUUAAAAUAAUUGUCUGCUUUCGGGAUGAAGUUAAAUGGAAAGAGGAUUCUCGGCCCCGCUUGUUUCUCAUUGGCUGCAUAGGAGUCAGUGGAAAAACCAAAUGGGACGUCCUGGAUGGAGUUGUUAGAAGGCUUUUUAAGGAAUACAUCAUACAUGUAGAUCCUGUAAAUCAGCUGGGGUUAAAUUCAGACAGUGUCCUGGGAUACAGCAUUGGGGAAAUCAUUCGCACAAAUGGCUCAGAAACACCUGAGCUUCUGCCCUGUGGCUAUCUAGUUGGUGAAAACAACACUAUCUCUGUGACUAUCAAAGGUAUCACAGAAAAUAGUUUGGACUGCCUGGUGUUUGAAUCUCUGAUCCCAAAGCCUAUAUUACAGCGUUACGUGUCACUGUUGGUGGAACAUAGGAGAAUCAUUUUGUCUGGUCCGAGUGGCACAGGAAAGACAUACUUAGCCAAUCGUCUGUCAGAGUAUAUGGUACUUAGAGAAGGCAGGGAGCUGGCUGAUGGUGCUAUUGCAACUUUUAAUGUGGAUCACAAGUCUAGUAAGGAACUCCGUCAAUAUCUUUCCCACCUCGCUGACCAAUGCAAUAGUGAAAACAAUGCUGUGGACAUGCCUUUGGUGAUCAUCUUGGACAAUUUGCACCACGUUAGCUCCCUGGGAGAGAUCUUCAAUGGUCUUUUGAACUGCAAGUACCACAAAUGUCCCUAUAUUAUUGGAACAAUGAACCAGGCAACAUCCUCGACACCCAACCUUCAGCUCCAUCACAACUUCAGAUGGGUUCUGUGCGCCAACCACACUGAGCCAGUCAAGGGGUUUCUUGGUCGUUUCUUGAGAAGGAAGCUCCUUGAAACAGAAAUUGGUGGCCGGAUGAGAAAUGCAGAAUUGGUCAAGAUCAUAGAUUGGAUCCCUAAAGUCUGGCAACAUCUCAACAAGUUCUUGGAGGCUCAUAGUUCUUCGGACGUUACUAUUGGUCCACGGCUCUUUCUCUCAUGCCCUAUAGAUGUGGAUGGUUCUAGGGUUUGGUUUACUGACCUUUGGAACUACUCAAUCGUUCCCUAUCUUCUUGAGGCUGUCAGAGAAGGGCUACAGUUGUACGGAAGAAGAGCUCCCUGGGAAGACCCUGCCAAAUGGGUAAUGGAGACAUACCCAUGGGCCGCCACCCCACAACACCACGAAUGGCCUCCUCUGCUCCAGCUGCGGCCAGAAGAUGUUGGAUUUGAUGGUUAUUCUAUGCCCCGGGAAGGUUCAACCAGCAAACAAGUUCCUCCCAGUGAUGCUGAAGGAGAUCCUCUGAUGAACAUGCUGAUGAGAUUACAAGAAGCAGCUAACUAUUCAAGCCCACAAAGUUACGACAGUGACUCCAACAGCAACAGCCACCAUGAUGACAUCCUUGACUCAUCCCUGGAGUCAACAUUGUGAUGCAAAACUCACAGAAAUAGUUUUUUCCCAUGGUCUAUUUCCUGCUUCACUUAGGAAAAAAUGAUCAUGAAUCGAUGAGGAUAGCUGGUCGGUGCUCCAGAUGUCUCAGUAUUAGAGCUGCAAGAACAAUAUAAACUUAUUUCCCCUUCUGCUGACCACCUCCCUCAUUCAGUGUCAAAUGUGGGUGCAGGCAACCCACUGGAUGUUUUUAUAUUGUGUUUUUAUUAUUCGUUUUUUUCAUUAAUAAGAACUGCACUACUUUAUUUUUUGUUGUUUUGACUUUGCUGCAAGCUCACAUACCUAAGACACUGAAUUUUUUUUUCAUAAAAGCAUUAUUAAUACUAAUUACAAUGGGGAGAGUGUUGGGAGGGGGGAAGAGGAGAAAAUAAAAAUGCUCACCUUGAAAGCUAUGGAACAAACAAGAGAGCUCUGUGCUACAUAUUGUCCAGCAAGAGAGUAGAACUUUCCUAUGCUGCUUUUGAUCAAACUCAGUACAGUUAUGGUGGAAUUUUUACAAGUGAUCUUUGUGUGUGACCUCAGCUACCGAUAGUUCUGGUGCUAUAAAAUAGUUGCUCGCCUUGAUAGUAAUAUUUCAUUAAAGGCAAAAAGAUGAAAAACAGGGAAAUUUUAAAUAUUCAUACACAGAGACAUACCCUUCCCAUAAUGAAACCAUUCCCCAUUUUGAGGAUUUGGCUUCAUUUAUUUAUUAUUUUCAUUUUGUGUACACAAAUGCGGGACUAGACUCAAUCCACUGAGCAAAGCAGCUGCAUAUCAUCUGUUUCUCGCCACUGAAGCUGUGAAUGUUGUGCCUCAUUUAAAACAGGAUCUGGACUAUAGAUAGAGACGUGUAAAAGAAGAAUCAAACAUGCAGCUAAACAAUUCAUUUUUUUCACUACAACUGUUCUCUUUGCUGAAGAAGCAAGUUUUUAUAGAGGCUUAUCUCUUCUGCAGUAGGACCUGCUGAGAGUGGCUUAAAUCCAGCCUCUAGUCCCAGUCUGAGCAAACCCUCUGAGUCUUGGGAACUUGACUAAGUCAACACUUAAGUAAAUUCAAAUGAUUCAGUGGCUGUACUCAGCUUGGAACUAGCUAUUGGACUUAGGCCAAAGAAAAUGUGAAAUCAGAGUCCAGUUUGGUUCUUGUUGAUGGAUACCUGCUUGUUCUUUGGGCACCUUCCCAUGUAUAUGAAAUGUGAAUUGAAAAAUGUUGAUGUAAACACUAUAAAACAUCAGUUCAGGUUUUUGAAUACUAUAAUCAGUGAUUGAACAAAAUGCUGAAGAAGCAAUUGUCAGGAUCUAAAGAGCUGCUCAGUCUUUGCACUGGUUCAAUAGAAAUUUCCCUUUCUUUCUUUCUUUCUUUCUUUCUUUCUUUCUUUCUUUCUUUCUUUCUCUCUCUUUCUAUCUUUUUUCUGAUAACUGUAUCUUGGAGAACAGAGCAAACUCCCAAAUCGUAAAAACAAUUUGUCAUAGAGAAAAAAUCCAGUCUAAAUUCCCUUUGUAGGACUAAUUAUAUGAAUGGUUCUUUGGAUUCUGGCAGUGCGCACGCACACACCCCUCCAUUAGCCCCAUGGAUCCUAAUGUUGGUGCAUGUUUAAACUCAACAGCACAUCAGAAAGAUGCACCUAUAUAUCUCAACAUCAAUUUUGUAAGAAGAAGUGGCAACAUGUGUGUCGGGGCAGGGAGGGGGGGCUUGUUCCACACCCUCAUAGCCAAGGAGGUGGUUAUCAAACAUGGCCUGCUUAAAGAGGGAAGGCCUGAAUAAAAAAGACCUUGUCUUUCCAUCUGCUUUUCCAACACUGAUUACCAUCCCUUGGGGUAGACUGUUCUUAUUGCCUUGGGACAACGUCCGUUAGCUCAAAACAGCUUGUGAAAAGAUAAAAGGAUUAUUGGGGGGGGGGGUGUCAUAGUAAAAGUUGGGAAAUGUGAAUAACAUCUGAGACUGUAGUCACUCAAAUAAGUUCUUAGUCCAUAGUUUUUUGCUUAAUAAGAUCCCCGCUUUUCGUUCAUGUAUACAAUAUGAUUCCUGCAGAUAUGGGGCUAAUGGGCAUUGUAAUCCAAUACAUCUGUAUGGUAACACCUUUUCCAUCUCUACUAUUAUUUUUUCCAAAAUGGUGCUUUUAAACCUGUUACUAAACAAUUAACGGAUUUCUCUGGAUCCCAGCAUCAUCUCCAAAUGCACAGAAUAGAAGUUUGGAGGGGUUAUUUUGUUAACAAUGAAGGCUUGGUGCUUUCUUCUGCUGGGGGACAAAAACUGCACUCUGGUUUGUAUGUGGAGUUUUGUUUCAAGUUUACAUCAGCAACCAGCCCAGGAGUGAGCACAACAGCCCUCUGCAUUCAGAGACACACACGAAUAAACAUACAAGCCUUUUCAGCUAUCUUUGGGUGCUGAUUUUUAAACAUGAUGCCUUACCUACUUUCUACUACUUGGUUGAAUUCCAUUAAUGCUGUGUAUGAUGGAAGGUUUCUUCUUUUUAAUUUAAACAAAACAGGGCUAUUGAAGUCAUCUCUUGGAGUACAAUGAAGUGAGUUGCUGUGAAUACUGUCGUAUAUGUAUGGAAUUCCUUUUCUUGCUAAAUGUGACAAUUACUAAGAGGGGAAAGGAUGCAGAGAAAGGAAAGGACCUUUGGAGAAUUUCCAUAUCAGCUUACAGCUAGCCACCUAAACGUUGGAUAGUUGUAUCUACAAUAGAAGCAAAAAAGGAAAAAAAAACACCUUUUUGUAUGAGACUGUUUGGCAUCACUACUAAACUCAAAGUGAUAAAGUCUUUCUAUGUUUGGUUUUGAAAUAUGCAGGUAAAAUAUUUGCCACAUUUUUUGAAAAGAGAGUUUACUGAGCUGGUUAUUUUUUAUCAUACCUCAUGGUUUUCUGCUUUCAGUGAUAGUGAAUUUAUUAUAUUGUCUUUUGAGCCUUUUAUGAACUUGUUUUUUUAUCCAUUUUCUAACAGCAUUUGGAACAACACAGUCAUUUGUAGAAUUACUGAAAUUGCUCAAAUGGACAUUUACUAUUGAAUAUAAAAGGGAUUCUUGAGUGUUACUUUCAAAACAGAACAUGGUUCCUCUGCUAAUCUUGUUAAUCCCACUCCUGUUAUCCAGAAUGCUAAAACAAUCAAGCUGUUUUUGGAAAACAAUCUCCCAUACAGAUUUUGCCCUUCUUGUAGAACAUGUAUUUCCACUUAUAUGGAAAUAAUGUCAUUUUAGCUCUCAUCACACUAUGCUAGCUUUCCAUUUGCAGAAUAUUUUUUUAAAUCCAUUUGAUGUAUGCUGGAUGCAUACAUUCUGAAAGUGGUACGGUCCUGGAGGAAUUGUGCCAUGUGCUUUUUCUGAACUAAUUAUUUCAGUAAAUCUGGGUUUACUCCAGCCUUAUCACAUUUGCUUCAUAGGGAUAUCUUUGCAUUCCACUCUGUCAAAAUAAUUUUUGGAGAAGUCCUCCAGUGGAGAAAGUCUACUUGCAUGGAAGAAGACCAUGCAAGCCUCCUUCCCUAAAUUAGAGUUUUUAAAUAGUUUAUAUUUUGGACACAAUGGAUCAAAUUCCAUUUCUUUGCAAUCUUAUAGAUGGCCUGAAUUUACAGUCAAACUAAUAGGAGCCACAAACAUCACACUAAAUACAUGGUGUUUUUAAUAUGUUAGGAAAUGAUGCACUCUAACUAAAACGUAGAUACUGCAGGGACUUUCUGUACCUAAGAGUAGAUUUAGCAAACAAUUGUUCUCCCACUGCACAGUGAUUUUGAAAGUGGGCAGAGUGGGUCAUUUUGUUUGCAUAGUUCAAAUUCAUAGAUACUUCCCCAGCUACCAUGUUUUCAGUUUGUGAUCACAUGUUUGAUAAUGUUAAGACCCUGUCCUUAAAAGAGUAGCCGUUAACAACAGAGAAUCAACUGGUGUAAGUCACCUAGUAUUGUUCCAGAGCGAAGUGGGUUUUCUCCACCAGUUGAACCUAUUGGGAAUAUGUGCUUUAUAUGUACACCUUGAUCUAAUUAGGGAAGUUCUAGAACUGCUUGUGGUUAUGGUAGACCCAUUGAGAUCAACAGGAAUGUUAAAUCCCAUUUUAUUCUUGUUAAUCUGCUUUAAAGUAAGUCCAGAUUCAAUCCAUUAUAGAUAGAAACACUUAAGGAUUCUAGUCCAACAUCACAAGUGGCUUGAGGACUAUAGCUGUUGUGUAUAAAUCUAUAUCAACAAUGUUUUCAUUAUGUUUGAACUCGAGGCUAAAUUGUAAAAUUCAGUUUCAUUGUAUGCCUCAAAAGCCUAUACUUAGAACUUAAUUCUAUGUAUUUCAUUACCAAGAAACCCACCUACAAUGUUGUAGUAUCUGUUUCAUAAGUAUGUGUCACACAUUUGACUUAAUCGAGUGAGACCCUUGCAGAGGUGUGCAUCAGAUUGCCUCCUUGCAAAUUUUUUUUGCAUAAGUGUACUUUCUAAUGUACAUAUUUGAGUUUAGGGCUCCGUGGAUCAUUUCAAAGGAAGGGAUAGCACUAUGUGUGCAAAAUAAAAUAGAUGUAAAGAUCUUAUAUUUCCCCUAUUCUUUUUAUGUAUUAGAGCUGUUUGGGAUAUAUACCAAGGCACACAACAUUCCUACUCCUACAGGAAUAAUAACAGCUGAGAAAGAUCAUAUGUGAAAUUUCUCUUAGAGUUGGAUUUAAGUUUGUUCCACACUGGAGUCUAAUUUAUCUGAUCACCUUUGAGUUGGCUUAUUAUAUAAAAUGAGUCUUGAUAUCCACUUUUCCCACCUAUCCUGUUGUGACAUUCAUGAAAAUAAUUAUCUUCCUUAUUGCUCUCUAACAAAAUAUGGCUUGGAUCACUGAAAAAUUAACCUGGAGUACUCUCAUUCUUUUACACAAUUGUAGUGCCCUUUCUGAAAUUUCGGGAAGCAGGGUUGUUCAUUAUGCACAUUCCUUAACUUGCUCAUCUUUCUUGUGUGAAUGAAUUGACACCCCUCCCCAUUGGAAUGACAACAAAAAUUACCCAGAUUGCUUCCAGUCUCACCAUUCCCCCUUGGCCAAAUCAGCAUGAUUUCCUCUAGUUGAUUUUAGUACAAAAUUCUAUGCAACAUACCUAUUUAGUUAUGAAUUGGAAGCAUACAACAUUUUCCUUUCCUCCACAGCAGUCAAGAAUUUUAUCAGUCAUAAAUCAUAUAAUGUGAGUUUUUCUUCUUGGUUUUUAGGAUAAUGGUGCAGAGACAGGGAGGAUAUGGCUAGCCUCCCUGCUUUUUUGGUAUAUUUUGCAAGAAAAGAAAAGAAAACCCCUACAAUAUUGCAUUGUCGAUGCUUAAACUUUUGAUAUUAUGUGUCUUGAACCUUGUCUAAAUGUGACAAUUCUCUUUUAAGGAAAACAAAAGAAAAACAAAAAAAAUGUGGAUAUUAAAUGAAAGGUUACUGUUUUUGAUCUAGUUGUUUCCAGUGGAACCAUUUGUGGGGGGGAAAGUUCUCUAAGAUGUACAUUUUUUCAUUGUAACAUAAAAAUGUAAAUAUUUGAUUACAAGUGCUGCAUUUUGAUGAAUUUUUUCUAGCCAUUUUUAAAAGAGAAAAAAAACUAGGGACUGAGUAUUUUGUGUACAGUAUGAUGUUUUUUUUCCCACCUCCCUAUUUAAUUUUCUGUUACCAUUUAGGAUUGGAAUUUGCAAAAGGUCUAUUUGGGACCAUUCCUUGCCUCUGCUUGCCCUUACCAUUAAUCCCCUGUCCUGUCCCAUCCUAUGUCAUGGAGAAUAAAGCUAAUGAUUGUACCAGUCUUAAAUUAUUCAUGAUUAAAUAAAUUUGAUGCUUAUUUAUUCAGA